Amaranthus tricolor (Joseph's coat) is the source of this 729-nucleotide messenger RNA. RefSeq lists its product as uncharacterized. The record is from RefSeq and is a predicted model, not a curated record. The coding region runs from base 1 to 729 and encodes 242 amino acids. Lineage: Eukaryota; Viridiplantae; Streptophyta; Magnoliopsida; Caryophyllales; Amaranthaceae. The transcript has 4 exons.
AUGCCUUGCAUUCCCCUUUUAGAUCUUCACCAAUAUCACCAAGUAGAUCGUGAUUUAUUCACUCGUUUAGUCAUAAAUUUGUCUAGAAGUCCAUCACAAUCAAUACUAGUAAUGGCAUUUUGGUUUUGGUUAGAAGAUAAUCAUCUUCCAUCCAUUAUUACAAGGCUUUUAAGGGCUUCUAAUUACAUUGUUAACAAAGUCUUUGAUGAAGCUGUUAUUUGCCUUAAUUCUCUUGCACCAAAUCAACCUAUGCCUACUAUUACUAGCACAAACUUCACUACUACUAUAAUGGGAAAUAAUAUUCCAUUACAAAAUAUGCAUAGAAAUAAGUCUUUUACUAUAAAUAGAAUUAAGUACUUUCUUAAUGAUGUUUGUGCUAGAAUAUUUACUGAUAUUUUGGACCAAAUUGUAAGGAAUCAUGAUGAAGUUAGACAAUUUUAUGAACCUAUACAUGUUCAUGGCUUUCCUCAUCCUAUUUUUGGUAAUGUUACCUUUCUAAAAUUGCCAUUGAAUGAGCUCUUUCUUGUUGAUGAUUUGUGGGGAUGGAGUAUUCCCGGCAGUUUCCCUAAAUUAUCAGCGUACUCUACCGGUGGAUUUCAAUUUUUCCGGUACUCUCUGUUGAUAUUAUUGGUGGAUCACGGUGUUAGAAUUAUUUCAGGUUAUAUAGUUGAAAUUGUCCAAUUGAGGUCGAGUUUAGCAUUAUCGUUGAAUGGUUUCUUUGAUGGCUAG